Molecule: messenger RNA, 1026 nt
Organism: Adelges cooleyi (spruce gall adelgid)
Lineage: Eukaryota; Metazoa; Arthropoda; Insecta; Hemiptera; Adelgidae
Product: cuticle protein 19-like
Exons: 3
Coding region: 61-423 (120 amino acids)
Cellular component (GO): extracellular matrix
Source: RefSeq, a predicted model, not a curated record
UCGUUUCGGUGCAACGACAGCGACAAAAGCGAAACGGUAAUAAUAAAAUAAUAUCCGAUCAUGAAAACGUGUCAAAUUGUCGCCGUGUUGAGCGCGAUGGCCGUUUGCGCCGUGGCCGUGCCCAUCUUCGUCGACGGCGGGCCCAGGUCGAGCGUGGCCGAAUCCGGAGAAUCAUACGCGCCCAAAGACUACAAGUUCGACUACGCGGUGCACGACCCGGAGACGUACGACGUGAAGAGCCAAUGGGAGGCCAGAGAGGGUGAGGUGGUCAAGGGCGCGUACAGCGUGCUCGAUCCCGACGGUGCCAUGAGGCUGGUCGAGUACACGGCCGACCCCGAGUCCGGAUUCAACGCCGUGGUCAGCAGAUCUGACAGCGGAAACACCGGCUACAGAAAGCCCAGCAACGACGCUUUUGACUUCUGAGCAAAACCGCAACCCCUGCCACUGCCCCACACACGCAAUUUUUUGUUAUACAUUUGAUCGCCUCCCCUCCUCUCGCCCCCCCCCCUUUACCCGUCCGCCCCACUUGGGACGUCAUACACGUUUCAUGUAUCGUGCGUGUUGUAUAAUAAUAGUUAUUAUUUCUUAAGCGUGUGUGAUUUUUUUUAUACAUAUAUAUAUAUAUAUAUUUUUUUUUUACUGUUUUCCAAAUCGUCAUUGAAAAUAAAAUAUAUUAAAUAAGAAAUUCUAACAAAACCGCGACGGAGUCGUAAUUUAUUGUUUUCCAAUCCAAACUGUAAUAUAAUGUAUUUAGUGUCGGCCGAUAUCAUCACACGAUUACUUAUUAUAUUAUAUUAUUGUGCACUGCGAGUCUGCUCUGAUCCCCUCCCCCCCCCCAAAAAAAAAAAACACCGAUAUCUGGACAAUGUCGUUUUGCGCACAAAGUGAACGUGAUUGCGACUUGCGAUUAUGUAAACAACCGAAGCCGGUGAAAUCGUUUUCACGUGGUACUACAAAAAACGGAUUAAAUAAAUAAACAGCGAAAAUAUCUAGAUCAGACAUUUUGUAUUUAUAUAACUAUUUUGU